Messenger RNA from Medioppia subpectinata, 1485 nucleotides. Lineage: Eukaryota; Metazoa; Arthropoda; Arachnida; Sarcoptiformes; Oppiidae. The record is from the annotation of a GenBank genome assembly.
AUGUGGUCAACCCUUACAACUGGUGGUCAGACCUCACGGCCUGCACCCUAUGGCCUAUGUCUGCGGUUUUUGGGAUCAGUUGUGGACUGGGAAGUGGAUCUGUAUCGGCGUAAUCGGGGCCACACUUUCGGCCUCUACGAGACCACUAAACCGGUGCUCUAUCUCACGGAUCCGGACCUCAUUCGGGACGUAUUGGUCAAAGACUUUCACGUAUUUAACAAUCGACGGGACCUGCGCUCUGGUGACAAACUCACCGACAAUAUGAUCGACGUGUUAAGGGAUGACCACUGGAAACGGGUCCGUACGGCGAUGUCGCCCACAUUCUCGUCGGGAAAGCUCAAGAAAAUGCUACCAAUGAUAGUGGACUGUAGGGCCACUUUGAUCGCCAAUCUGGACAAACUGUGCCCAACCGGUAGUAGUGGUGAUCACUCGACAGCACCGGUGGUGGACAUGAAGCGAGUGUUGGGCGCCUACGCCAUGGAAGUGAUAAUUCGGGUGGCCUUCGGCAUUAAAGUGGACGCAAUGUUGGAUCACCCGCUGGUGACAAACGCCCAAAAAGUGUUCGCUAAUGACAACGACUGGCGUCUAGUGGUAGCGAUGGUCGCCCCGAAAGUGGCCGAGUUUUUCGGACUCAAGGCAUACGAUUUCGGCCCCUUUUUUACCGAAUUUACCCGAAAUGUGAUCGAAGAGAGGCUGAAAUCGGUGGCCACUGAUGGCCAGAAACGGGUGGACUUUAUGCAACUGAUGCUCGACUCGACCGAAACGACUGAUCUGUUGGCCGCAGAAGAACAGGAAGAAUACGGCGAGAAGUAUAGAGAAAUACAGUCGACCCGCGAUUUGGCCAAAAAGUUAACCAUCGAUGAACUGAUCUCCCAAUGCGUGGCCUUACAGUUAGCCGGCUAUGAGACAACAGCGGCCUCUAUAUCCAUGUGUGUCCACUAUAUCGCUACCGAUCCGGAUGUCCAGCAAAGACUGUACGCCGAGGCCGUCAAAUACCGUGAAAAAUACUUGACCGAGGACAAUUACGAAGCGUUGGGUGCGUUGCCCUACUUGGAUGCGGUCAUUGCGGAGACCCUCCGGCUGAGUCCGGCCACUGUAUUCUUGGAGCGGUGCCCGAACCGGGACUACCAGUUCCGCGGCGCCGGUAUUACCGUCAAACGGGACGAUAUUGUACACAUCCCGACGUACGCCAUGCAACGGGACGGCCGCCACUUUCCCGAACCCGACCGCUUCCGACCCGAGAGGUUUAUGGCCGACGACGCCAACGGUGGUCAUCACCCGUACGCCUAUUUGCCGUUCGGCGCCGGCCCUCGCAAUUGCGUGGGCAUGCGUUUGGCCCAAAUGGAGAUCAAACUGGCCAUGGUCGUGUUGGUUACUCGGUAUAGGUUUUACCCGUCGGAGGUUAGUAAACCCCCGGUUUGUCACUUCACGGCCGGAAUACUUGUGCCCAAACGGGUGGACGUGAAGAUCCAGAGGCGGCCAUAG